Messenger RNA from Cyprinodon variegatus (sheepshead minnow), 8754 nucleotides. Its product is annotated as filamin-C-like. Gene Ontology annotation, biological process: actin cytoskeleton organization. Lineage: Eukaryota; Metazoa; Chordata; Actinopteri; Cyprinodontiformes; Cyprinodontidae. Gene Ontology annotation, molecular function: actin filament binding. The record is from RefSeq and is a predicted model, not a curated record. Bases 1 to 7788 code for a protein of 2595 amino acids. The transcript has 46 exons.
AUGAUGAAGAACAGCGGCUUCCUGGAGCCGCAGCAGCUCUUCUUCCUCAGCAACGCAGAUCCAGAGGAGGAGGAGGAGGAGGAGGAGGAGGAGAUGCCGGCCACAGAGAAGGACCUGGCGGAGGACGCGCCCUGGAAGAAGAUCCAGCAGAACACCUUCACCAGGUGGUGCAACGAGCACCUGAAGGUGCUCAACAAGCGGAUCGCGGACCUGCAGAAGGACCUGAGCGACGGGCUGAAGCUGAUCGGGCUGCUGGAGGUGCUGAGCCAGAAGAAGAUGUACCGGAAGUACCACCUGAGACCCAACUUCAGGCAGAUGAAGCUGGAGAACGUGUCCGUGGCUCUGGAGUUCCUGGAGAGGGAGCACAUCAAGCUGGUCUCCAUCGGUAAGAGGCUGGGGGCCCCUGAGGCUCAGACAGGUGUAAGGGGCCCUGCCUGGUGCUUCCACAGCAGGACAGGCACGGAAAUGAAGGUCCAGAAGCUCCUCACAGCUUUAGAUGUUAGGAAGUUCUUCCUCUGGUCUUCACAUCAAUUAGAGGAACCUAACCUGCUCAGAGGCAUGGGCGGUUCUACACAGGGGCCAACGGGGGCCAGUGCCCCUGUAGAUCAUGUCCUGCCCCCUGCAGACGACUGGCUGGGAGUCCCACAGGUGAUUGCUCCAGAGGAGAUCGUUGACCCAAACGUGGACGAGCACUCUGUCAUGACUUACCUGUCCCAGUUCCCUAAAGCCAAGCUGAAGCCCGGAGCGCCGCUAAGAGCAAAGACACUGCAUCCAAAGAGGGCUAAAGCUUAUGGUCCAGGUAUUGAAGCACGAGGCAACACAGUUCUGAAACCUGCAGAGUUCCUGGUGGAGACGGUGGAGGCUGGAAUGGGGGAGGUCCUGGUUUAUGUGGAGGAUCCGGAGGGACACACAGAAGAAGCCCGAGUGAUCCCCAACAAUGACAAGAACCGAACCUAUUCUGUGGUGUACCUGCCCAAGGUGGAGGGUCUUCAUAAGAACAAACUUGGCGAGGACACAAUUUCACAGAACGCCCCUCCCCCUGACUCUCCAGUGCAGAUUGUACCACAGUCCAUACAUACCCCGCCCUCAGAAAAGACCAGAAGAGCCCCCCCACCAACACCGCCAAAACCCAGGCGACCAACCUGCAACCCGAAUGCCUGCAGAGCCUCGGGUCGAGGUCUGCAGCAGAAGGGCCUGAGGGUGAAGGAAGUGGCCGAUUUCAAAGUGUAUACUAAAGGAGGCGGCAGCGGGGAGCUCAAAGUCACCGUGAAGGGGCCCAAGGGCCGUGAGGAACCUGUGAAGGUGCUGGAGAUGGAAAACGGCAUUUAUGAAUGUAAUUAUUACCCAAUCAUGACAGGGAAAUACAUCAUAAUUAUCACAUGGGGAGGACACAGCAUUCCCCGCAGCCCAUUUGAGGUACAUGUAAGUGAGGAGGCGGGACCUCAGAAGGUGAGGGCCUGGGGUCCAGGUCUGGAGACCGGUAUGGUGGGGAAGAGCGCAGACUUUGUGGUGGAGGCAAUCGGCACAGAAGUGGGAACUCUCGGUUUCUCCAUCGAGGGGCCCUCUCAGGCUAAAAUCGAGUGUGACGAUAAAGGUGACGGAUCCUGUGAUGUUCGAUACUGGCCCACUGAACCAGGAGACUAUGCCGUCCAUGUCAUAUGUGAUGAUGAGGACAUUAAGGACAGUCCCUUCAUGGCCCACAUCCUCCCUGGAGCCAUUGAUUUGUUUCCUGAGAAGGUGAAAUGUUUCGGUCCUGGUCUGGAGCCUCUGGGUUGUAUUGUCAACAAACCAGCUGACUUUACCAUUGAUACGAGUGAAGCUGGCAGAGGAGAGCUGAGGCUCUACGCUCAGGAUGCAGACGGUUUCCCCAUCGACAUCCAAAUCACAGAUAACGGAGACUGCACCUACUUUUGUGUUUACAUUCCCACCAAACCCAUCAAACACACCAUCAUUAUCACCUGGGGUGAAGUUAAUGUUCCCAACAGCCCCUUUAGGGUGAUAAUCGGAGAGGGCAGCCAUCCAGAGAACGUGAAGGUCUACGGUCCAGGUGUGGAGAAGACAGGCCUUAAGGCCAAUGAGCCGACAUACUUCACUGUGGACUGCAGUGAGGCUGGACAAGGUGAUGUCAGCAUCGGGAUCAAGUGUGCUCCUGGUGUGGUCGGACCGGCAGAGGCAGACAUUGACUUCGACAUUAUCAAGAAUGACAAUGACACUUUCACAGUGAAGUACAUGCCUCCGGGUCCUGGUCAAUACACCAUCAUGGUGCUGUUCGCUGAUCAGGAAAUUCCCAUCAGUCCAUUCAGAAUCAAGGUGGAUCCCUCUCAUGAUGCAGCCAAGGUCAGAGCAGAGGGCCCUGGACUCAACAGGACUGGUGUGGAGGUUGGAAAGCCCACACACUUCACCAUUUACACCAAAGGGGCCGGUAAAGCCAAACCAGAGGUCCAUUUUAUUGGAGCAGCUAAAGGCGAAGCUGUUCGUGACUUUGAGAUUAUCGACAACCACGACUACUCAUACACGAUCCGCUACACCGCAGUGCAGCAGGGGAACAUGUCCAUCACUGUGUGCCACGGAGGAGACCCCAUCCCUAGAAGUCCAUUCAGCAUCAUCGUGGCCCCCCCUCUGGACCUCAGCAAGGUUAAAGUCCAGGGACUCAACAACAAGGUGGACGUUGGAGUGGAUCAGGACUUCUCCAUCACGACUCGAGGUGCUGGAGGUCAGGGGAAACUGGAUGUAAAGAUCACCUCCGCAUCACGUCGUCCAAUCCCCAGCAAACUGGAAUCUGGCACAGCCAAUGAGGUUCACACUGUGAAGUACGUCCCCCCCGAGGAGGGACUGUACAGAGUGGACAUCAGCUAUGAUGGAAACCCCGUCCCAGGAAGUUCGUUCACCGUGGAGGGCGUCAUGCCCCCAGAUCCUUCAAAGGUCCGGGCCUACGGUCCUGGUCUUCAGGGUGGGUUAGUGGGUAAACCAGCUCCGUUUGCCAUCGACACAAAGGGAGCUGGAACCGGUGGACUUGGCCUGACAGUGGAAGGUCCAUGCGAGGCCAAGAUCGAAUGCCAGGACAAUGGGGACGGAUCCUGUUCUGUGUCCUAUCUACCCACCGAACCCGGAGAAUACGCCAUCAACAUCCUGUUUGCAGACCAGCAUGUCCCUGGGUCGCCCUUCAAGGCCGUGGUCCAGUCCGUGUUCGACCCCAGCAAGGUGAUGGCCAGUGGCCCCGGCUUGGAGCGGGGAAAGGUGAACGAGACCGGGGCCUUUACGGUGGACUGCUCUAAGGCCGGUGAAGCUGAACUCACCAUCGAGAUCAUCUCAGAUAGUGGCUCCAAAGCUGAGGUCCAUGUUCAGAACAACGGUGACGGGACCUAUUCCAUCACCUACACCCCUCCAUGCCCAGGCAUGUAUACCAUCACCAUCAACUACGGAGGACACAUGGUGCCAGAGUUCCCAGUCCGUCUGCAGGUGGAUCCAGCUGUCGACACCAGCGGGGUGAAGGUGUUUGGACCGGGCGUGGAACCAAGAGGCGUCCUGAGGGAGGUACCGACCCAUUUCAUGGUUGAUACCCGGGCUCACUUUAAGAGUGGAGGCAGCCACAUCAAAGUAAGAAUCUCCAACCCAUCCGGAAUCAACACAGACGCCCAGGUCUCUGAUAACGCAGACGGGACCUACAGAGUGGAGUACACACCUCUAGAAGAUGGUUUGCACUUGAUUGAAGUUCUCUUAGAUGACGUCUCAGUCCCAAAGAGUCCCUUCAGGGUCUCGGUUACAGAGGGUUGUGAUCCCAGCCGAGUCCGUGCCUUCGGCCCUGGUUUAGAGGAAGGACUUGUCAACAAAUCGAACAGCUUCACUGUUGAAACCAGGGGUGCAGGCACCGGAGGGCUCGGGCUGGCCAUUGAAGGUCCAUCAGAGGCAAAGAUGUCCUGUCAGGAUAACAAAGAUGGCAGCUGCAGUGUGGAGUACAUCCCAUUCACUCCUGGAGAAUAUGAUGUGAACAUCUCCUUUGGAGGCCUUCCUAUUCCAGGUAGCCCAUUCCGUGUCCCAGUCCGACAGCUGGUUGAUCCCAGUAAAGUCAGGUGUUCUGGUCCUGGUCUUGGAGGAGGAGUCCGAGCUCAUGUUCCUCAGACCUUCACUGUAGACAGCAGCAAGGCGGGAGUGGCUCCACUGGAGGUCCAGCUCUACGGACCAACAGGUGUAGCCGAGCCGGUCAUUGUCAAGGACAACGGAGAUGGCUCUCACACGGUGAACUACACUCCGGCCAGCGACGGUCCUUACAUGGUGUGUGUGAAAUACGCAGAUCAGGAGGUCCCUCGAAGCCCCUUUAAGAUCAAAACUUUACCGGCCCAUGAUGCCAGUAAAGUCAGAGCCAGCGGUCCUGGUCUGAACGCCUCCGGGGUCCCAGCUAGCCUGCCGGUGGAGUUCACCAUCGAUGCUAGGGAUGCUGGUGAAGGACUCCUCACUGUCCAGAUCCUGGACCCAGAGGGAAAACCCAAGAAAGCCAGCAUCCGGGACAACAGGGACGGGACAUACACCGUGUCCUACGUCCCAGACAUCACUGGACGUUACACCAUCACCAUCAAGUACGGAGGAGACGAGAUCCCAUACUCCCCCUACAGGAUCCACGCUGUGCCCACCGGGGACGCCAGCAAGUGUCUGGUCACAGUUUCCAUCGGAGGACACGGCCUGGGUUCAGGUCUUGGCCCGACUAUCCAGAUCGGAGAAGAGACGGUCAUCACAGUGGAUGCAAAGGCUGCAGGCAAAGGUAAAGUUACCUGUAAGGUGUCGACGCCGGACGGGGCGGAGCUGGAUGUGGACGUGGUGGAAAAUGCAGACGGAACAUUUGAUAUUUACUACACGGCUCCGGAGCCCGGCCAGUACAUCAUCACUAUCCGCUUCGGAGGGGAGAACAUUCCCAACAGCCCCUUCCGUAUUGUGGUGAGUAAACGCUCCUUGUGGAUGUGCUUUCCUGCUAGAAGCGCAGGUGGUGUUUGGCUUUCUGCAGGCGAGGUGCGAAUGCCGUCGGGUCAAACAGCUCGUCCUAACAUCGCUGACAACAAGGACGGGACGGUGACGGUAAAAUACUCGCCGACUGAACGAGGACUGCACGAGAUGGACAUCAAAUAUGACGGGAACCACAUCCCAGGAAGCCCACUCCAGUUCUAUGUGGAUGCUAUCAACAGUGGUCAUGUGACUGCGUACGGCCCUGGUCUGAGCCAUGGCACGGUGGACAAACCCGCCACCUUCACCAUCGUCACCAAAGAUGCAGGAGAAGGGGGCUUGUCUCUAGCUGUUGAAGGUCCAUCCAAGGCUGAGAUUAGCUGCACUGACAACAAAGAUGGGACCUGCACGGUGUCCUACCUGCCCACCGCAGCCGGAGACUACAGCAUCAUUGUCAGAUUUGAUGAUGAAAACAUUUCUGGCAGCCCGUUCAUGGCAAAGAUCACCGGUGAUGACUCCAUGAGGACCUCACAGCUCAACGUUGGGACUGCAUCAGACGUUUCCCUAAAGAUCACAGAGACGGACCUGGGCAGUCUGAUGGCCACCAUCAGAGCUCCUUCAGGUCAUGAAGAACCGUGUCUUCUAAAGAGGCUCCCCAACAGACACAUUGGAAUCUCCUUCACUCCAAAGGAAGUUGGUGAACAUGUUGUGAGUGUGAAGAAAAGUGGGACACAUGUGACCAACAGUCCCUUUAAGAUCAUGGUGGGUCAGUCUGAGAUUGGAGAUGCCAGCAGGGUGAAGGUUUACGGUCAGGGGCUGGUGGAGGGGCACACCUUUGAGGUUGCUGAGUUCAUCGUGGACACCAGGAAUGCAGGUUACGGUGGUCUGGGUCUGUCCAUCGAGGGCCCCAGCAAAGUGGACAUUAACUGUGAGGAUGUGGAGGAUGGGACCUGUAAGGUGACCUACUGCCCCACUGAACCUGGAAACUACAUCAUAAACAUCAAGUUUGCUGACCAACAUGUUCCAGGAAGUCCAUUUACCGUCAAAAUAUUCGGCGAAGGCCGGAUGAAGGAGAGCAUCACCAGGAAGCGCCAGGCCCCAUCCAUUGCCACAGUCGGCAGCACCUGCGACCUCAACCUGAAGAUACCAGGAAACUGGUUUCAGAUGGUUUCAGCUCAGGAACGUCUGACCCGGACGUUCACCCGCAGCAGCCACACCUACACCCGGACCGAGCGGACCGAGAUCAGCAAAACCCGAGCCGGGGAGACCAAAAGAGAAGUCCGGGUGGAGGAGAGCACCCAGGUCGGAGGAGAUCCCUUCAGGGAUGUGUUUGGAGAUUUUCUGGGACGAGAGAGUCUGAGCGGUUUCAGUGGGAUGCCGGCGGGAAGCCGACCGCCACUGCAGGACGGUGAGGCCGGUAACCAGGAGAUGACGGCUCAGGUGACGAGUCCCGGAGGGAAGAUGGAGGACGCAGAGAUCAUCAAAGGGGAGGACAGCACCUACAGUGUCCGCUUUGUCCCCCAGGAAAUGGGACCUCACACUGUCAAUGUUAAAUACCGGGGCCAACAUGUGCCGGGGAGCCCCUUCCAGUUUACUGUGGGGCCCCUGGGUGAGGGAGGGGCCCAUAAGGUCCGAGCAGGAGGAACCGGGCUGGACCGUGGAGUGGCAGGGCUGCCCGCUGAGUUCAGUAUUUGGACCAGAGAGGCUGGAGCUGGAGGUCUGUCGAUUGCUGUGGAAGGACCCAGCAAAGCUGAGAUCUCCUUUGAGGACCGGAAGGACGGUUCCUGUGGAGUCUCCUACGUGGUCCAGGAGCCUGGUGAUUAUGAGGUUUCCAUCAAGUUUAACGAUGAACACAUCCCAGACUCUCCUUUCAUUGUCCCUGUGGCUAGCCUGUCAGAUGACGCCCGCCACCUCACCAUCACCAGCCUGCAGGAGAUGGGGCUGAAGGUGGGUCAGGAGGCCUCCUUUGCUGUCCAGCUGAAUGGAGCCAGAGGCCUCAUAGAUGCUAAGAUCCACUCACCAUUGGGGGCCACAGAGGAAUGCUGCAUCACUGAGCUGGACAGCGAUCGGCACGCCAUCAGGUUCAUCCCCAAGGAGAACGGCGUUCACUCUAUAGACGUUCGCUUCAACGGCAGCCAUGUACCCGGCAGUCCAUUCAAGAUCCGCGUGGGAGAACCGGGGCAGGUUGGAGAUCCAGGGCUUGUGUCUGCCUUUGGGCCAGGACUGGAAGGAGGAACCACAGGCGUGGCGUCAGAGUUUAUGGUCAACACCUGUAAUGCCGGAGCUGGAGCUCUAUCUGUGACCAUCGAUGGACCAUCAAAGGUGAAGAUGGACUGCCAGGAGUGUCCUGAGGGCUACAAAGUCUCUUACACCCCUAUGGCUCCAGGGAGCUACCUGAUCUCCAUCAAGUACGGAGGACCACAGCACAUUGUAGGCAGCCCCUUCAAAGCCAAAGUGUCAGGACCACGCCUGUCAGGAGGUCACAAUCUCCAUGAGACGUCUUCUGUUCUCGUGGAAACCGUCACCAAAACAUCAGCGAUGGGCGGGGCCUUCGCUUCCUUCCCCAAAUUCUCCUCAGACGCCAGUAAAGUCAUCUCCCGCGGCGCUGGUCUGUCUAAAGCCUUCAUCGGUCAGAAGAACACCUUCACAGUGGACUGCAGCAAAGCAGGCACCAACAUGUUGAUGGUGGGCGUCCACGGGCCAAAGACACCCUGUGAGGAAGUCUACGUCAAACACAUGGGCAACAGGAUGUACAACGUGACGUACACGGUGAAGGAACAGGGCAGCUACAUCCUCAUCGUGAAGUGGGGGGAUGAGAACAUACCAGGAAGUCCUUUCCACGUCACUGUUCCCUAAACAAGCUCAGCUUCAUCUCCACACGGUGACUCCUCAUCUUCUACGAUGCACUGAAGACUUUUCCUCACAGAGGAGGAAACGUUCCUCAUGUUUCUCCUGCCCUUACCUGUUCUCCAUGGGAUGUGACGGCCGUUGCUCCCCUCAAGAACUUCACCCAAACUGCUUGAACAGCUGCUAUAGAGAUGAUCCAGGAUGAGAAAUCUUCCAACAGACGUUUCCACAAACUUUCGUUUGUUUUGCAGCAGGAACCUUCCUGAUUAGGUCCAUCUCUGCAGGGUUUGGACCUGAUCAGGAACGUUCUGUUGUAAGAAUCUUAAAAGGUGAACAUCUGAGGCCACAUGGGGACGAUUUUAAAGGCCUCGAAGCAGAAAAUGUGAAGCUAUUUUCUAUAUACUUCAGCUCUAUGCAGAUCUCUACAUCUUCUCUGCAUAACUAUUGUUUGUAUUCAGCAAAUCUAGAUCUUCUAGGUGCAGAAGACUUUGCAACCAUCUUCUAACUGCUGAAGGAAGUCCAAGCAGCUGGAACUCCUCCUCCUUCAUUGGGUCUGUGAGGAACAUCAGGGGACGAUCUCCUCUAUGAACAUCACAUCCUGAGCUCUGCAGACGAAGAGAGAUCACAAAUGUCAUGAUCCGGAACCAGGAAGAGAAGACAACAGAUUUUCAGCAACAACUCCACGUCUUCUAGAACCUUCUGGAUUUCACAUGAGGUGUUUGGAUUCUGCUGCAUCAAACUGUGACGUUUAAUUUAUUCCCCCUGAUUGGCUGUCGGUAGAGGAGACGCGUCUGAUCUGUGAUCCGCUCCCAGUCUGUGUUUUAAUAUGACGCAUCAGGAGGUUUUAUGGAGAUUUUUCAGAAACACACUAUUAGAAAUACUUUUUUUUGUAGUUUUGUAUGUAUCCAAGCAAAUGACUGAAAGCUUGAGUAUGGCAAAAUUGUGCAGGCAUAAUAAAACUGUCUUUGAGACGUC